AUGUCAUGGAAUCUACUAUUUGUGCUGCUAAUAGGAUUCGUAGUUUUGAUAUUACUUUCGCCCGUCUUCAAGUCAACAUGGCCAUUUUCGACUUUCUAUCGUAAUGUGUUUCAGCCCUUCCUAGUGGAUGACCAAAAAUAUCGUUGGAAGUUGCAUUUAGUACCUCUUUUCUACACCUCUAUUUACCUGUACCUAGUAUAUACAUACCACAUGAGAGUGGAGUCUACGAUUAAGAAUGAGCUAUUCCUUUUAGAACGAAUACUGAUCGUGCCUAUAAUUAUACUACCGCCGGUAGCAUUAGGAAUUCUAGCCAUGGUAAGCAGAGCUGAGGAUUCAAAGGAUCAUAAAUCAGGCUCGACAGAGGAAUAUCCAUAUGAUUACCUAUUGUAUUAUCCUGCCAUAAAGUGUUCGACAUGCCGGAUCGUCAAGCCUGCUAGAUCCAAACAUUGUAGCAUUUGCAACCGAUGCGUUCUCGUCGCCGACCAUCAUUGCAUCUGGAUAAAUAACUGCAUCGGAAAGGGAAACUACCUUCAAUUCUACCUUUUCCUAAUUUCCAACAUAUUCUCGAUGUGCUACGCCUUUCUAAGGCUGUGGUACAUUUCUUUAAAUAGCACAAGUACGCUCCCUAGAGCUGUUCUGACUCUUACCAUAUUAUGUGGAUGCUUCACUAUCAUCUGCGCUAUUUUCACGUAUCUUCAAUUGGCCAUUGUAAAGGAGGGAAUGACUACAAAUGAGCAAGAUAAAUGGUAUACCAUUCAAGAGUAUAUGAGAGAAGGAAAACUGGUGAGAUCAUUGGAUGAUGAUUGCCCAUCUUGGUUUUUCAAAUGCACAGAACAAAAAGAUGACGCUGCUGAACCACUCCAAGAUCAACAUGUUACGUUUUAUAGCACGAAUGCCUACGACCAUAAGCACUACAACCUUACACACUACAUCACGAUUAAAGACGCGUCCGAAAUUCCCAAUAUAUAUGACAAAGGUACCUUCCUGGCCAAUCUCACAGAUUUAAUAUAG
This is a messenger RNA of Saccharomyces cerevisiae S288C, 1011 nucleotides long. RefSeq names its product palmitoyltransferase SWF1 (gene SWF1). Gene Ontology annotation, molecular function: protein-cysteine S-palmitoyltransferase activity; palmitoyltransferase activity. The record is from RefSeq and is marked reviewed. Gene Ontology annotation, cellular component: endoplasmic reticulum membrane. NCBI's taxonomy places the organism in Eukaryota, Fungi, Ascomycota, Saccharomycetes, Saccharomycetales, Saccharomycetaceae. The transcript has a single exon. Bases 1 to 1011 code for a protein of 336 amino acids.